Ceraceosorus guamensis is the source of this 1045-nucleotide messenger RNA. RefSeq lists its product as hypothetical. Bases 145 to 894 code for a protein of 249 amino acids. Lineage: Eukaryota; Fungi; Basidiomycota; Exobasidiomycetes; Ceraceosorales; Ceraceosoraceae. The transcript is spliced from 3 exons. The record is from RefSeq and is a predicted model, not a curated record.
AAAUCAGUGAGGUUGCGGCUCGACCCUUGCCUCCCAAUCCCAACGGACCAAUUAAGCAGGCCGGCCGUGCACUCAGCACCGCUAAACGUCGGCUUGGCACAGCGAUCAUUUGCUGACAUUCAUGAUUCGGUCCCGAUCGCGAUCAUGAAGCACAAUGAGCACGAAGUCCAGGUGGUGGUCGAUGGGACGCCCUUAGAAGAGUUCAACGUGGACGAAAAGUUCGAUACUGUCACCAAUACUUGGACGUACACUGGCGAAAUUGCGUACACACACGAUAAGAACUUUCAGUUCCAGAUGCUUUAUACUGCUCAAAAGCAAGGCCAUGGCGUGAAGUACGACGCGUAUGUCGACGGUCAGGCGGCGUGUGACCUGAUCGUUAUAGGGAAGCUCGAUGAGGUCACCACAGAGUGCAUCGAAGGAUUUGAGCAGCCUGGCUCCGUGCGACCUUUCCGUUGGACUCGUCUCGGGCUAAGACAGAACGCCCCAGUCUCUUCAGAUUCAGAGCCUCCGUCGGAUGUAGGCACGCUGUCAAUGCUGCUAAAACCUCGGCGCAAUUGCGUCUACACAGGCAACCCCUUCACCGCGUAUUCGGACAAGCCAUUCAACCCUGCUGCACGCAGUCCCUCCUCAACAGCCAUCAAAUUUGCUAUUGUGACUUGCGAUGACCCUAUAGCCUCGCGUUUCAUCACAAUCGAUAGCCGGCCUGAUCGCACACGGCCUCGUGUGGUGAUGCGAUGGACAUACAUGUUGAGGGAUUUGAUUGUGGAGAAGCGCCGACAGGGCGUGCAAGAAUCCGCUGGACGCGAGGGGAAAGCGCCGACCGCCGCGGGAGUAGGUGGCUUAAGCAUUGCGAGCCGAUCCAGAGUGCUCUCAAGUGCUGACACCCACAUUUGACCAUGCGCCUGCUUAUUGCCGAGCGGCCUAGCAGAAACGCAAGCGGGACAUCAAUGACGAAACCGAGCGCCUGCAAGCCAGACUUCUACAACUUAAGCAAGAGCUCGAAGAGCUCGAGCCUUCGGUGUCCCGCGUCAAGCAAGAGAAGAAU